GUUUAUCCAGCGUGCUAGAUGAUCCCAAGUCAGCCGGUGUGGCCACUUUCGUCAUCCAGGAAGAAUUUGACCGCUUUACGGGGUAUUGGUGGUGUCCAGCGUCUUCCCAAGAAGGACCCGAAGGCUGGAAGACAUUCCGAAUUCUGUAUGAGGAAGUCGAUGAAUCCGAGGUGGAGGUGAUUCACGUCCCUUCGCCGGCCCUGGAAGAACGGAAAACAGACACAUACCGGUAUCCCAGAACAG
Thamnophis sirtalis is the source of this 243-nucleotide messenger RNA. NCBI's taxonomy places the organism in Eukaryota, Metazoa, Chordata, Lepidosauria, Squamata, Natricidae. The record is from RefSeq and is a predicted model, not a curated record.